Messenger RNA from Aedes albopictus (Asian tiger mosquito), 1501 nucleotides. It is a transcript of the gene Slc25A46a, whose product is annotated as mitochondrial outer membrane protein SLC25A46. The transcript is spliced from 6 exons. The record is from RefSeq and is a predicted model, not a curated record. The coding region runs from base 147 to 1448 and encodes 433 amino acids. Lineage: Eukaryota; Metazoa; Arthropoda; Insecta; Diptera; Culicidae. Gene Ontology annotation, biological process: mitochondrial fission; mitochondrial membrane fission. Gene Ontology annotation, cellular component: mitochondrial outer membrane.
GGCGAACCGAUGCAAAUUUUGACAUAUUUUUCUCCUCUUUCCGAAGUGGAACGCAAAUUUUUGGCAGCUGAUAGGAAAAAGUUAGAAUUUUAGCAAAUUUUGCUGCAAAAGUCCGGUUCUAUGUGUAUUUUAUAGUUUCAUAAUUAAUGUCUAGGGAUAUGGCAGGUCUGGAGGAGUACGAGAGGUAUCUGGAAGACGAUGAAGAUCAGUUAGAUAAUAUACCUCGGUUUCAACCAACCUUCAAAUCUCCGCAUGAGGCGACGCAUUAUCAGUUUAUAAACUCUGAGCGAGACUUGACGCUUCCGCUGCAAAAGCACAAAAAUGUGCAGCCGCUCUACGAGAGCCCGGAUGAUGAAAUUUCGCUCAGAAAGUAUCUGGGUGCCAGCGUUAACCUGAUUAGCCUGAUUACGGAGAAUCUGCUGUGCCAUCCGUUCAUGGUGCUUCGGCGCCAGUGUCAGGUGCAUCACAAUUCGAAGAAGUACCACAUUGUCCCACUGACGCUGGUGCCGGUCAUAGUGCAUCUCCAUCAGCGGCAAGGAGUCACCACUCUGUGGAAGGGAAUAGGGAGUGUGCUUCUGGUGCGGGGACUGACCUUGGCUGUAGAGGAUGUCGUUUCCAAAUUUACUCCGUGGCCAAAGGAAGUAAAUUCAAAAACUACGCUGAAGCAGUUUGGUCAACAUUUAUUACUUAAAUGCAUAAGCUUAGCCACAAUUGUUCCAUUCUACUCGGCGUCCUUGGUGGAAACGGUUCAAAGUGACAUCGCCAGUGAGAAACCCGGAAUCUUCGAUGUGUUCCGCGAAGGUGCCAGCCGCUUGGUUUCGUGGAGCGUACCCCAGAAGGGACGAAUGCUACCAAUAUGGGCGCUGGUCGGACCCAGCAUAUCGCUAGGAAUAUCCAAAUAUAUUUGCCAGUUGUUUGUGAGAGGAAUUUCUACGCGGAUCAUGUGUCGCCGGGUGACGUUCUUCGAGGAAAAGCGAGGUGCCCGUACUCGUGACUUCACCGCUCAAAGUCAGGUCAUCGAAGUGUACUCAACGAUGAUUUCGCUCAUGACCACCGAGAUCAUUUUCUACCCGUUUGAAACGAUCCUGCACCGAAUUCAGCUGCAAGGUACCCGAACUAUCAUCGACAAUUUGGAUUCCGGUUAUUCGGUGGUUCCGAUCCUGACCAGUUACGAAGGCGUUGUUGACUGCUACCGCCAAACAAUUGCCACCGAGGGUGUGUCCGGUCUGUACAAAGGCUUUGGAGCAAUGCUCCUCCAGUUUGCGGCUCACGUUGCUGUGAUAAGGUUGGGUAAGUGGAUCAUCACACAAAUCUCGGAAAUCAUGUCCAACAAACCUCCGCCGAAGGUAGCCGAAUACUAUAAUCUGGAUGCGAAAAACUCCGGCGGCUCGGCCAGUAUGUCUAGAAGCAUCAGUGGGAUCAGUUCGCUUAGCGAAGAACUGUCUUAAGUCAAAAUCAAUAGCGACACACGGGAUUAUUAAAGUUGUUUCCUUAUCCACGA